This is a messenger RNA of Pipra filicauda (Wire-tailed manakin), 1914 nucleotides long. It is a transcript of the gene SACK1F, whose product is annotated as family with sequence similarity 83 member F. The transcript has 5 exons. Lineage: Eukaryota; Metazoa; Chordata; Aves; Passeriformes; Pipridae. The record is from RefSeq and is a predicted model, not a curated record. Bases 1 to 1524 code for a protein of 507 amino acids.
AUGGCGGAGUCCCAGGUGCUCCUGCUGGACGAGCUGCACGUCAACGAGAAGGUGACGGAGGCCCAGGCUCGCUUCUACUACAGCGAGGAGCAGCGCCGAGCCCUGGAGGCGCUGGUGACCCGCGGCGAGGCGGCGUAUCGGGAGGCGCUGAGGAAGGAGCAGCUCCGCGACUUCCUCUCCAGCCGGGAGCUGCAGGACCUGCGGGGCGGAUGGCGGGGGUACGACGACCCCCGGGAGGGCGGCAAGGUGGCGCGGGGGCCCGGCGGCGAGACCCUCUCGCUGGCCUACUGGCCCGAGUGCUCGGACACGGAGGUGCCCCCGUUGGACUUGGGCUGGACCGACAAGACCUUCUACCGGGGUAUCAGCCGGGUGUCUCUCUUCACGCACCCCCGCAAGGAGGAGAGCGCGCCGCACCUGAAGGAGGUGGUGCGGGAGAUGAUCCAGCAGGCGCAGAAGAUUAUUGCAGUGGUCAUGGAUGUAUUUACAGACCGGGACAUCUUCCGCGAUAUCGUUGAUGCAGCAUAUAAGCGCUGGAUCCCAGUCUAUAUAAUCCUAGAUGAGGAGGGUGUGAAGCUUUUCCUGGAAAUGUGCAGAUGUCUUGACCUCAGUGACUUGCAAAUCCGGAAUAUCCGCAUACGUUCUGUGACAGGAGUUGGGUUCUACAUGCCAUCAGGGAAGAUCAGAGGCACACUGGCCUCCCGAUUCCUAAUGGUGGAUGGUGAAAAGGUGGCCACUGGAUCAUACAGCUUCACAUGGACUUCAUCCCACAUCGACAGAAACAUCCUGCUAGUCUUGACAGGACAGCAUGUAGAAAUGUUUGACGUUGAGUUUCGUGAGCUCUAUGCCAUCUCAGAGGAAGUUAAUUUAUACAAGGAACUGGGUAUUGCUAAUCCAUUCCUUCUUGGAAUUGGGAAGCCAGGCUUUCAUUCCUCCACUGUGGCUAGGAAGUUCAUCAACCCCAAGUAUGGUUUAGUUGCAGGGGCAACCCGUGGUGAUAUGAUGCUCUGGGCUUCACGACACAGGCAAGAUAAUCAGGGAAACAUGGAAAAGGAGGAAACAAGUGAGUCAAAGAAGCGGUUAAAUCAGUUUCUGAAUGACUUAGUCACAUUGGAGCAAGUAUUCCCAGAAAUAGAUCCCCCUCUGGAGAACUUGAACAAGCUGAAUCGGAGCCCUCAGAAACUGUUGUCCCGGCUCCACAUGGACCUGAAAAAUAAAUCCAAAUCCAGAGAAUCUAUUCGUGAUGUGAAGAAGGAAGACGCACUGACCAAUUCAAAGCAAGGAAAACGGUUUGCCAGUGGGCUUUUCAGUCGCAAGGCCAAACGGUCUCCAGGCUCAAGCAUUGAGGCCAAUUCUUUUGCCAGUGAAGGACAUUCAGGAGAAGACCUUGGGAACAUGAAACUGGAAUAUGAGCGGCUUAGCAUUGGCCGUGCUAGCGUUCGGAGCACUGGAGGCAUCUCAGGUAACCUGAAUCCAAACUCCACUAUGAGCGAUAAAAACAAACAAUCUACCUGCGUGUUAUCUUGAUGGGGAAGAAUUGUCUGGAGAACUGAAGACUGAACAAGCUGGAACAGUAACUUCUUAAUUGAUUUAGAACCUUCAGCCAUAUCCUCACGCAGUGGUCUGUAAAGCCACUGCACGGGCCUGGAUGCACCUGGCACCCCCAGUUAAAGCACAUUUCUGGGUGAAGCUUAGACUUUGGAUGGUCGGUCCCUUAAAUGAGGGUUAGUGAUGAAUGUAUUAGUCCAUAUGUCUGUGUGCACACAUAUUUUACAUAUAAAAACAACUGUGAUGACUGGUCUCAGAGCUCGCUCUGUGUCCAGAUAAAUGCAGGAGAUUUUCUGACUUACUUGUGCUGCUACUUCAGUCUGUCUAGCUACAGACUAGGAAUCACUGUAUUGCAUUGUUUACUCUACU